AUUUUUUUCUUUGUUUCUUGCGUCGAAGAGCGAGAAAAGUUUAACUUAUAGUGUUACACACAAACACAAAGAUAGAGAAAAAUGGCGACUUCGCUAGAGGACGUACCUUCUGUUGAUAUUAUGACUGAACUCCUCCGCCGCUUCCAGUGUUCUUCCAAGACUGACAAGCGUCUUGUUUUCAUUGGUCCACCUGGCUCAGGAAAGGGUACACAGUCACCAAUUAUCAAAGAUGACUACUGUUUGUGUCACUUAGCCACUGGUGACAUGCUUAGAGCUGCUGUUGCUGCUAAGACUCCUCUUGGAAUUAAGGCUAAAGAAGCUAUGGAUAAGGGUGAACUUGUAUCUGAUGAUUUGGUUGUUGGAAUAAUUGAUGAAGCAAUGAAGAAACCAUCUUGUCAAAAAGGUUUCGUUUUGGAUGGCUUUCCAAGGACAGUUGUUCAAGCACAAAGGCUUGAUGAGAUGCUCGAGAAGCAGGGAACUAAAGUUGAUAAGGUACUCGAUUUUGCUAUUGAUGAUUCCAUAUUGGAGGAAAGGAUUACUGGUCGUUGGAUACAUCCUUCUAGUGGUCGGACGUACCACACUAAAUUUGCUCCACCCAAAGUUCCUGGUGUUGAUGAUGUUACUGGAGAGCCUUUGAUUCAACGAAAAGAUGACACUCCAGCAGUUCUGAAGUCAAGGCUGGAAGCAUUUCACAAGCAAACUGAACCAGUUAUUGAUUAUUACGCAAAGAAGGGUGUUCUUGCUCAGCUUCAUGCAGAGAAACCCCCAAAAGAAGUGACUGCUGAGGUUCAGAAGGUUCUCUCUUCAUAAGAAUUGCCCCGCGCAUCUUCAUAGUGUAGCUUGUAGUUUGUCCGAUACAAUUGUUGGAUCGGCUAAACCCUCGUUUUAUUCGUCCCUGUUCCAUCCAAGAUCACUGAAGGCUUGGACCAUUUUGUUGUAGUCAACCAAUAAUUUUUAUUUUUUAUUUUCUGAAAUAUGCAACUUUGCAAGAACACCGGUAACUUGUUUCUCUAGUCAAUCACUCUGGCUUUUCUCAA
Messenger RNA from Ricinus communis (castor bean), 1037 nucleotides. Its product is annotated as adenylate kinase 4. The record is from RefSeq and is a predicted model, not a curated record. Gene Ontology annotation, molecular function: AMP kinase activity; ATP binding. Gene Ontology annotation, biological process: nucleobase-containing compound metabolic process. Lineage: Eukaryota; Viridiplantae; Streptophyta; Magnoliopsida; Malpighiales; Euphorbiaceae. The coding region runs from base 82 to 810 and encodes 242 amino acids. Gene Ontology annotation, cellular component: cytoplasm; mitochondrion. The transcript has 6 exons.